CCUGCCGCUUGGCAAAAUUUCUUCUUAUUAACACUUUUCGAAAGUAAUAGAAAGCGAUUAAUAAAAAGAAACUUUUCAACCUCCUUUACAGAUGUCUCGCAAGUGAAAUAUUGCAUUGAUUUUACUCCUGUCGCGAGCGAAAGAAUAAAAAAAUUAAUAAUAAAUCGCUUAGAUAAAUUAAGAAUUGAGUUCCAAAAUUUCGUGAAAAUUGUGGUAAAAAAUGGGACGGAUAAGAAGUCUAUGGGUCCUUCUAGGACUCGUUCUGUUCACCGUCUCUAUUUAUGACUUUCACGUUAGUGCUGAUGUAAUACCAUCGGAAAAUGAAUGUAGGCCGUACAUAGAGAAGGCGAUACACGAAUUGAAAAACGUAGAAGCCGCUGGAAGUGACGAAAAAGAAUCGACUGAAGCAAAUGUAGAUGACAAUGAUAGUAUAGAAACUGACGCUAUACCCGAAACGGGAACUGAUGACGAUGCAAAUGAAUCAGCAGAGGAUAUCGUUGAGAAAGCAGAGGAAAGUGAUGACGACAAUCAAUCUCAGGAAAAUCAGACUGACGGAAAUGAAUCGGGAGAAGAGAAAUCUCAAGAUGAUGCCGCUGAAGAUUCAAACCAAGAUGACGACUCUAAAGAACAAACUGAUUCUGUUGAAGGAGCUGCUGAUGAUAAAUCAGCUCAAGAAACAGAUAACGACUCGAAAGAACAAGCCGAAGAUGAUGGUGACUCUAAAGAGAAGCCAGACAAUGAAGACGAUUCUAAGGAACAGGGAGAAACUGAUGGAGACAAUGACUCGAAAGAAGAAGCAGCUGGUGAUAGUCAAGAUGAUGACAAUGACUCGAAGGAAAACACUGAAGAAGUCGAUGCUGAUUCAAAAGCUGAUGAUGCUGAAGAUAAUGUGAAAGAUGAUGAUUCCAAAGAAGCCAAUGAUGAAGAUUCUAAAGAAGGAACUGACUCUGUAGAAGCUGAUGACGAAAAAUCAGCUGAAAACACAGAAAAUCAAACCGCUGAAGAUGAUGGAGAUUCAAAGGAAGACAACAAUCAAGAGGAUUCAAGUGAAGUUCAAGAUGACACCAAAGAAGAUGAAUCAGUAGAAGAGAAAGUAAGAGUCAAACGCAGCACUCAAACUGAAGCUGAAAACGAUCAAUCAGAUGAGAAAGAUGAUCAAGCAGAUUCAGCACAAAAUGAUGACAAUGACGAUGACAGCAAAGACCAAGACUCAAAGGAAGCUGAUGCUGAUGGUGAUUCAAAAGAACUAGAAGGGGACGACGAAGGUGAUUCAAAGGAAGCUGAUACUGAUGGCGAUUCAAAGGAGGCUGAUGGUGAUUCAAAGGAAGUUGAAGGGGAUGCUGAUGGUGAUUCAAAGGAAACUGACGGUGAUUCAAAGGAAGCUGAAGGAGAUUCUAAAGAAGAAACCAAAGAUGAUGGCGAUGAUUCGAAAGAAGACGCUGAUAAAACUGAUGAAGAUGACACUGACUCCAAAGAAGAUGUAGAAGAAGAAGAAUCACCUGAAGAAGAUCUGACAAUGAUAUUUGAAAUCCCCAAAAACUUACGCCCACACGAACAUGUUGAUGAACUUUUAGGAUUAGAUGUCGAAUCUUCGAUUAAAGAAAACGCAUUACGACGAACUGGUGACGUUGUUUUGAAAGAUCUGAAGAAAGUUUUCGAUAAUGCAAUCAAACCACUUGAGACAUUGUACAAAUAUCGCGAUCUUAGCAACAGACACUUUGGCGAUCCAGAAAUCUUCUCAAAACCUUUGGUUCUGUUUAUGGGCCCAUGGUCAGGUGGAAAGUCAACAAUCUUGAACUAUUUAACUGGCAACGAAUACACUCCGCAUUCAAUUCGAUCAGGUGCUGAACCAUCUCCCGCAUAUUUUAACAUUCUUAUGCACGGUGAUGAACCUGAAGUCUUGGACGGAACUCAAUUGGCAGCUGAUUGGACAUUCUCAGGCUUACAGAAAUUCGGACAAGGUCUUAUGGAUCGUUUACGCGGUCAAAAACUCCCCAAUAAGCUCUUAGAGCGCGUAAAUAUUGUGGAGAUUCCUGGAAUUUUGGAAGUUCGUAAACAAGUUUCAAGAUAUUUUCCUUUCAAUGACGCAUGUCAAUGGUUUAUCGAUCGUGCUGAUAUCAUCUUUCUUGUCUAUGAUCCAUCAAAAUUGGAUGUGGGACCUGAGACUGAAGCAAUUUUGGACCAACUUAAGGGUCGUGAAUACCAAACAAGAAUUCUUUUGAACAAAGCUGAUCAAGUGAAACCAGAAGAACUUCUUCGCGUUCAAGGUGCAUUGAUUUGGAAUAUUUCUCCAUUAAUGUCUUCGGCACAACCACCAAUCAUGUACACCGUGUCUUUAUGGUCACAUCCUUAUACAAGUGGAGCACCAGUGCGAUUAUUACAAGCACAAGAACGUGCUUUCCUCUCUGAUUUGCGUGAGGCUAUCGAUAAAAGAAUUGAAAAUAAAAUCGCAAGUGCACGACGCUUUGCUGUGCGUAUUCGUAACCACGCAAAAAUGGUUGACUGCUAUCUUACAACCUAUUACAAUCAGAAGGGAUUAUUUAGCAAUAAGAAACAAGUUGCUGAUAAAAUCAUUGAACAUCCACAAAACUACAACAUUUAUGAAGGUCUUUCAACUUUGACCAACAUUUCUCGUUACGAUUUGCCAGAUCCUGAAGUGUACUUGGACUUUUUCCGAUUGAAUCCACUUUUUGAAUUUAAAAAGUUGUCAGAAACUUGUACAUAUUUCAAAGGCUGUCCCAUUAACAAGUUAGAUAUUGCAAUUGCUUAUGAAUUGCCAGAACUUGUUGGCAAAUAUAAGAAAUUAUUCGAGCAAAAUCUUGCGGAACUUCGCAAGGAAUAUGAAGAAAACUGUAAUCAAACCGAACCCGAACCACCAAUGAAAAUCAUCAAAUCGAGAUAAAUUUACAUUUUUCGUAGUGAUGCUAACGUAGAUUGUCGUAAGCAUACUUAUAUCGAAUCCAAAACAUCACCUUAGAUACAUGAAAAACAAUUAAAUCGUUUAAAAAAGUAAAUAUUUAGAGAAAAAGUCUUUUCCAUCAUAAUUUUGCGUCAUUAGAGGAAGGGAAAAAGAGAGAGAAAGAGAGAUGAGUCAUUUAAAGACACAACCAAAAGAAGUUGCAUAAAGUUUCUCAGUUUUUUUUUCUUUUCUGUUCUUUAGUCAUUUAAUAAUCCAUUUCUUUUCUAAUCUCUAGAAUAAAAAAAAAGUUUAUAAUUUUCAUCGUCAUAAAAUCUGAAGCGUUGGUAAAAUGAAGAGAAAGAGAGAGAAAUCCAAAUCAUCAACAAAUCAGAGGAAAAAUUGUGUUGUAAAUUAUUUUAUUGGUUUUUCAAAUGAAGAAAUUUAUAAGUUUGAAUUUUUUGAUUGAAAUAAAGUUUUCUAAAAGUCAAUUGACUUUUUAAUUAUGAGCUAAAAUGAACAUGAUGGGAUGUAAUCUUUUUCAGACACCAAACUGCUUUUUGCUUUCUCACAAUUUUCCGGUUUUAUGAGUACGAUUGCCACAUAGCCACUUCCUUCAAUAGAUAGUUUGUUUAAAUUACCUUUAAGACGAUCAUUUGUUUCUAUCAACUUUCCUGUUACACAACUUAGGACUUUGUAUUCCGAUCCAUCCUUGCAAGUAAUGAUAGCGAGAGUUGUUAAAGGCUGAAGAUUCAUUCCGCCUUUCUUAUGUUUUCCUUUAACUUGAUUAAGACUUCGAUCGCAAUUUCCGAUAUUGUAUGUAAUGCCAACAAUACCUUUUUUAAAUGCAAUGUGUGAUUGUGCAAGACCAAUAAGACAAACUCUGUUAGAAUGAUAAAGAAUCAAAUGAUCUUCGUUUUCGUUUCCAUCUUCUGAAGUUUUUUUAUGGUAAAAUCUUGUAAAGUAGCGAUCGACAACACUAGGAUAUUCACCGGUAUCAAAUUUGGUGAUUGAGGAAACUCCUUCAGGAUACUCAUUCUCAUUCAAAUAAAACUUCUCCAUUGCUUCACUUGCUACUAGACUAAACUUUCAAGCAAUUAAUUAAUUUUCUUGUUUUUCUUUACGGAUGCUAUCAUGUAUCCGCUUCCUACGAGCUUCUCCUUCUAAUUUAUUUUUGAGUCUGAAUUCUUCACGUUCUCUUUUUAAACACCGGUUAAGUUGUUCGUUGAUCUCGUUACAAGCACCAAAUAAUUUUCCAAAUUUUUUCUGAAAUUGACUCAAGCCAGGAGAUUUUGAAUAGCUGCAUUACACUCUUCGCUAUGCAAAUGUGGACUUAAAUCAGGAUGCAUGUAUAGUCACUUUAAUUCACUUACUUUUUGAUGA
Clunio marinus is the source of this 4279-nucleotide messenger RNA. The record is from the annotation of a GenBank genome assembly. NCBI's taxonomy places the organism in Eukaryota, Metazoa, Arthropoda, Insecta, Diptera, Chironomidae.